Molecule: messenger RNA, 68 nt
Organism: Striga asiatica
Lineage: Eukaryota; Viridiplantae; Streptophyta; Magnoliopsida; Lamiales; Orobanchaceae
Source: the annotation of a GenBank genome assembly
AUGUUGGAAGGGCAUCGGUUGAGGGUUGAAUCCCAGGUGGUGAUCGGGUGGGCCCCGCUUGACGAGAG